AUGGCCAUCGGGCCUGUGCCAUGGCUGGGCCCUCUGCUCCUGGUUUCCCUCUGGGCAUCCUCAACUCCAGCUUCCCUCCUUCGGCGCCUUGGUGAGCACAUCCUGAGGUUUCAGGAGAGCUCAGCCCUGGGCCUGGGGCUGGGCCCAGAUUCUGUGACCCUCCCAAAAGAGGGGUGGUUGGAGCAGCCACUGGACCCUUUCAAUGCCUCUGACAGACGCUCCUUCCUGCAGCGGUACUGGGUAAAUGACCAACAUUGGACCAGCCAGGAUGGACCUGUAUUCCUGCAUCUGGGCGGUGAAGGCAGCCUUGGACCUGGCUCAGUGAUGAGAGGGCACCCUGCAAAUCUGGCCCCAAUCUGGGGGGCCCUGGUGAUAAGUCUGGAACAUCGAUUUUAUGGCCUGAGUAUACCUGCUGAGGGGCUGGACAUGGCCCAGCUCCGCUUCUUGUCCAGCCGCCAUGCGUGAUCCCUGGUCUUAUCUUUUCUUCUCUGUCUUUCAGUCAUUUACAACAUCUCCUCCACCAGCCCCUGGAUCUGCUUUGGAAGCUCCUAUGCUGGCUUCGGAGGAUCCCCAUUUCCCCAUCUCUUUUUUGCCUCCAUCGCCUCUUCCGCUCCGGUGCGGGCCAUAUUGGAUUUCUCCAAGUAUAAUGACGUGGUGUCUAGAAGCCUAAAGAACACUGCGAUUGGCGGAUCCCUGGAGUGCCGGGCGGCGGCGUCUGCAGCCUUUGCGGAGGUGGAGCGGCGGCUGCACGCUAGCGGGGCGGCUCGGGCAGCGCUGCGCGCGGACCUGGCAGCGUGCGGGUCCCUGGAGCGCGCUGAGGACCAGGCAGAGCUCUUGGGGGCGCUGCAGGCACUCGUGGGAGGUGCGGUGCAGUACGAUGGGCAGGCUGGAGCGCCGCUGAGUGUGCGACUGCUCUGCAGACUCCUCCUCGAGAAUCGGGGCAACUGCAGCGGCUCUGCACCCUACCGCGGGCUUCGUCGGGCAGUGCAGGUUGUCACACACAGCCUGGGUCAGAAGUGUUUAAGCAUUUCUCGAGUGGAGACAGUGGCACAGCUGAGGGUCACAGAACUCCAAGUACCCAGUGUGGGUGACCGGCAGUGGUUGUACCAAACUUGUACCGAGUUCGGCUACUACGUCACCUGUGAGGUCCCUGGGUGCCCUUUCUCCCAGCUCCCAGCUCUGCCUUCCCAGCUUGAGUUAUGUGAACAGGUGUUUGGGCUUUCAACCUCAUCUGUAGCCCAGGCUGUGGCCCAGACCAACGCCUAUUAUGGUGGCCAGGCCCCAGGGGCCACCCAAGUGCUGUUUGUUAAUG
Messenger RNA from Odocoileus virginianus texanus, 1312 nucleotides. Lineage: Eukaryota; Metazoa; Chordata; Mammalia; Artiodactyla; Cervidae. The record is from RefSeq and is a predicted model, not a curated record.